Messenger RNA from Trichophyton verrucosum HKI 0517, 234 nucleotides. RefSeq lists its product as uncharacterized. The record is from RefSeq and is a predicted model, not a curated record. NCBI's taxonomy places the organism in Eukaryota, Fungi, Ascomycota, Eurotiomycetes, Onygenales, Arthrodermataceae. The annotation marks the transcript as partial. The transcript has a single exon.
CAAGAAGUCGGAAAGAAGCAGAGAAGUAAGAAAGAGAAAAUGGGGGGAGAUGAAGAAAAGAGAUCAUCAAUCGACCAAGAUGAAGAAAGGGAUUGGUGGGUAAAGGCGGGAAAAUGGAAAUCGAGCAGUACAUACAGCGGGAAAGAAAAGGAAAGAAAAGAACAAGAACAAGGCAAAAAAAAAAAAACCCUCCUCCCGGUGCAUGAGGUAUAUUUCCUCCGUUUCGUCCCAUGA